Xiphias gladius (swordfish) is the source of this 3783-nucleotide messenger RNA. It is a transcript of the gene prkci, whose product is annotated as protein kinase C, iota. Bases 261 to 2027 code for a protein of 588 amino acids. Gene Ontology annotation, molecular function: protein binding; ATP binding; diacylglycerol-dependent serine/threonine kinase activity. Gene Ontology annotation, biological process: protein phosphorylation. The record is from RefSeq and is a predicted model, not a curated record. The transcript is spliced from 18 exons. Lineage: Eukaryota; Metazoa; Chordata; Actinopteri; Istiophoriformes; Xiphiidae.
GUGGAUUAGUCCGUCGUAAGGCCUUUGCAGCAGGGAGUUGUUUGGCGGAUCCCGCAAGUUUUCCUAUACUUUACGUGUUAUUUUUAUUCGUCUAAAAAAGGGUAAAUUCUUAAUUUUUAGCAUCACUUGCCUCGUUUUUUAGUCGGUGUGUCGACGGACUAUAAAAACAAAGUGUUUUGGGCGUGGUACACAACUACACAGCUCAAGAGGGAAGGAAGGAAGGCAGGCAUCGGUGAGUCGGACUGACCGCGGCUGAGCUUAUGAUGCCGACGUUGCGGGACAGCACCAUGUCCCACCCCGGCGAGAAUUCCCACCAAGUCCGGGUCAAAGCCUAUUAUAAAGGGGACAUCAUGAUUACCCAUUUUGAGCCAUCCAUCUCAUAUGAGGGUCUGUACGGGGAAGUGAGGGACAUGUGCUCCAUGGACAACGACCAGCUCUUCACCAUGAAGUGGAUCGAUGAGGAAGGUGACCCCUGCACAGUGUCGUCUCAGCUGGAGCUGGAGGAAGCGCUGCGUCUCUACGAACUCAACAAAGACUCAGAGCUCAUUAUCCACGUGUUUCCAUGUGUACCAGAGAAACCCGGCAUGCCCUGUCCAGGAGAAGACAAGUCCAUAUAUCGGCGUGGAGCCCGGCGCUGGAGGAAGCUUUAUUAUGCCAGUGGUCACGCCUUUCAGGCCAAACGCUUUAACAGGCGAGCCCAUUGUGCCAUCUGUACAGACCGUAUCUGGGGUCUGGGAAGACAGGGCUACAAAUGUAUCAACUGCAAACUGCUGGUGCACAAGAAAUGCCAUAAACUGGUGACAGUGGAGUGUGGCAGACCAAUGAUCCAGGAACCAAUCAUGCCAGGCCCGCCAUCGAGUCAGUUAGACCAAACUGAACAGCCAGGCCCGCAGAAUAAAGACUCCAGAGAAAGCUUGACUUACGAUGGAGAAGAGAAAGAGGCGCGGAGCAGUAGAGACACGGGGAAAUCGCCGUCGAGCCUGGGGCUGGCAGACUUCGAUCUGCUGAGGGUGAUCGGCAGAGGCAGCUACGCCAAGGUGCUCUUGGUGCAGCUGAAGAAGACCGAGCGCAUCUACGCCAUGAAGGUGGUCAAGAAGGAGCUGGUCAAUGACGAUGAGGACAUUGACUGGGUCCAAACAGAAAAGCACGUCUUUGAGCAGGCCUCUAAUCAUCCCUUCUUGGUCGGCCUCCACUCAUGUUUCCAGACAGAAAGCAGACUCUUCUUUGUUAUUGAAUAUGUAAACGGUGGCGAUCUCAUGUUCCACAUGCAGAGACAAAGGAAACUCCCAGAAGAACACGCCAGAUUCUACUCAGCAGAGAUUAGUCUUGCACUCAACUACCUCCACGAGCGGGGAAUCAUCUACAGAGAUCUGAAACUGGACAAUGUGCUGCUGGACUCAGAGGGACACAUCAAACUUACAGACUACGGCAUGUGCAAGGAGGGCUUGAGACCAGGCGAUACAACAAGCACUUUCUGUGGUACCCCCAAUUACAUCGCCCCUGAAAUACUCAGAGGAGAGGAUUACGGGUUCAGCGUGGACUGGUGGGCGCUUGGUGUGCUGAUGUUUGAGAUGAUGGCGGGCCGGUCGCCCUUCGACAUAGUCGGAAGCUCCGACAACCCAGACCAGAACACAGAAGACUACCUCUUCCAAGUAAUAUUGGAAAAACAGAUCAGAAUCCCCCGCUCGUUGUCAGUCAAAGCUGCCAGCGUCCUCAAGGGAUUUCUCAACAAGGAUCCCAAGGAGCGUCUAGGCUGCCACCCUCAGACGGGCUUUGCCGACAUCAUGGGGCAUCCAUUCUUCCGAAACGUCGACUGGGACCUUCUGGAGCAGAAGCAGGUGGUCCCUCCAUUCAAGCCCAACAUCUCAGGGGAAUUCGGACUGGACAACUUUGACGCCCAGUUCACCAAUGAGCCAAUCCAGCUCACGCCUGAUGACGACGAUGUGGUCAGAAAGAUUGACCAGUCUGAGUUUGAAGGGUUCGAGUACAUCAACCCGCUCCUGAUGUCGGCGGAGGAGUGCGUGUGAGGGACGUGACGUCCGUGCUCAUACACACACGCGCACACACGCAAACACACAGUCAUGCACGUGUUACGUGGUGUCUCAGUGUCUUCAAGCAGCAUAGUUACGAGACAACAUGACGACAUCAACCUUCUGUUCGAGGGCCACACAUGCACAGUAGAACGCUUACUUGCCAAAACCAGUCACACUCACACUCUGCCAUUUAUAACCACUUGCCCUUAAGCCUACCUUCUUUCUUAAUUAUUUUUAUAUCAUAUAAAUCUGCACUGAUACCAAUUUUCUCAUCGGGGCCUCUUUACCGGCAGCCAACAAGGCCACAAAGUUCUUCCAAGGUUGCUGUACACCGGGGCGGAAGGGAGGAGGCAUGGCCCCUGACACAUGAACUCAGCAUCCUCUCCUUCCAGCUGGUGGGGUGUUUUCAAUGCAUAUCUUAUUUGUGUAUAUAGAAAUAUAUGAAACUACUAUUGAGGAUAAAUGUUAGACAAGGCCUUUUUUUUUUAGCUUCAAGCCUCCGUCGGACAAAACUGACAACUUAAUCGUCAUAAAGUCAUUUUGGAUUUAGCUUUGUCCCAACACCCCUACUGUAGUGGAAACAGAACAUUAGCAUUUAAAAAAAAAAAAAAGAAAAAGAAAUGAAAAAGAUAAAAAUCUAUAUAUUUUUGUCAUGUUUUAUUUAACAACAUAGCAGUCAUUAUAUAUGUUGUUCUGAGUGUUAAUAGAACCAAAAAAAAAAAGGUUCAGGCUUUGUUUUGUUGAAGACUCAACAUCUGGAAAAUAGAGGGAGCCUGCUUCACGUCCCUCCUCCCAGAAUGAAGGAGCGUAAACAGCAGUGUCCAGCUAACGCUAAUAAUGAGUUAAUGCUCUCAAAACUGUGAAUGAAAGAGCUCACUGUGCCGGGAAAUGGGGUCGAAGAGUAGCACAUAAUACCUGAACGCUGGAGCACAGGUUUAUUUUGCUGUGCAGACCAUCCAUGGAAUAUACAUUCACACAGGACCAAAAAACAUUUUUCUGAAAAUGUCUUGCUGGUACGUAUUAGAAGGUACAGUAUAUAUACGAAAGAUUUGCUGUCCUAAGUCAUAGAAUUUAUAUAUUCGGAUUUUUUUGCUCAUUUUUAAUACUAUGCCUUUCUGAAAGUUAUGUUCUGUUUAAAAUUGUUUUGUUUUGUGCUUUCUCCAUUCUGUGUAUGUCUUUUUGUUGUAAAUCAAAAUACUAAGUGAUAGCUGAAAUGAGAGUUCAGUUAGAAAUCCAAGACACAGCGCAGUUGUUGUCCUAAAAUGUGACUCGAAAACUGUAAUCUGUGUCUGCUGUGCUCCAUUUUUACCAUAUCUAACCCACGGUUCAUCAGAUAUUUUGUAAAACUGCUUUAAAGCAUAUCAAAGCUCUGAAGAGCCACUUUCUACCCACCAACUGUAACAAGACUGAGUGAUGAUGCAUGAACCUCCAGACUCUCCUCCGGUCAAAGCGUCUCUCAACUUGGAAAAUAUUUUUGGGCUCAAGUGGUGACAGGAGGAACUCAUUCAUCUGUUACACAUGCUACUUCUGCUUUAUUGUUACUUUUCUGUGAGUCAGAUUUAAUUUGGAUUUUUUUUGUUUUUAUCACUACAUUGAUCACAAAAUGUUACUGGGUGAACGAAAUGGAAAACACUAUUUGUUGUAUUUGUCGUAUUUUGGGGGUGUUUACCACCCACAGGACUCUGCUGAACUUUAUUAUUAGUGUGCAAAGAAAAAACACAGACGGUAAAAUAAACGUUUUAUUUCUCUC